Molecule: messenger RNA, 6313 nt
Organism: Pteropus alecto (black flying fox)
Lineage: Eukaryota; Metazoa; Chordata; Mammalia; Chiroptera; Pteropodidae
Gene: APPBP2
Product: amyloid beta precursor protein binding protein 2
Exons: 13
Coding region: 309-2066 (585 amino acids)
Biological process (GO): intracellular protein transport
Molecular function (GO): protein binding
Source: RefSeq, a predicted model, not a curated record
ACGCAGUCCCGCCCCUGCGGAGAUCGGCGCUGGGACGGAACCCGGGUUUCUCUCAAACCCGGAAUGUGAGGCCUUGGCCCGCUGUCCCUUGCACUCUAUCCUGCUGUUUCUCCUGACCUGCGUCCGCUGCCGCUGUCCCACAGCUCGCCCCGGAGGCGCCAGGGCAGCCGUGCCCUUCUGCCGUGUGCCCCCGUGGCUGCCGCCACCCCUCCGAAUCCUCCGGAGCCGCAGAGGAGUUCGCUACGGAGGGAGGCGGGGGCCUUCGGGAGGAGGAGGAGGCGGAGGAGGCGGAGGAGGAGGGAAGGAAGAUGGCGGCCGUGGAACUAGAGUGGAUCCCAGAGACUCUCUACAACACCGCCAUCUCCGCUGUCGUGGACAACUAUAUCCGCUCCCGCCGAGACAUCCGCUCCUUGCCGGAGAACAUCCAGUUCGAUGUUUACUACAAGCUUUACCAACAGGGACGCUUAUGUCAACUGGGCAGUGAAUUUUGUGAAUUGGAAGUUUUUGCUAAAGUGUUGAGAGCUUUGGAUAAAAGACAUUUGCUUCAUCAUUGUUUCCAGGCUUUGAUGGAUCAUGGUGUCAAAGUUGCUUCAGUCUUGGCCUACUCAUUCAGUAGACGGUGCUCUUAUAUAGCAGAAUCAGAUGCUGCAGUAAAGGAAAAAGCCAUUCAGGUUGGCUUUGUUUUAGGUGGCUUUCUUUCUGAUGCAGGCUGGUACAGUGAUGCUGAGAAAGUUUUUCUGUCCUGCCUUCAGUUGUGUACUCUACAUGAUGAGAUGCUCCAUUGGUUUCGUGCAGUAGAAUGUUGUGUGAGAUUGCUUCAUGUGCGAAAUGGAAACUGCAAAUAUCAUUUGGGUGAAGAAACAUUUAAAUUAGCUCAGACAUAUAUGGAUAAACUCGCAAAACAUGGCCAGCAAGCAAACAAAGCUGCACUUUAUGGAGAACUGUGUGCACUCCUAUUUGCAAAAAGUCACUAUGAUGAGGCAUACAAAUGGUGCAUUGAGGCAAUGAAAGAAAUCACAGCAGGCUUACCAGUCAAAGUUGUGGUAGAUGUUUUAAGACAAGCUUCUAAAGCUUGCGUUGUAAAACGUGAAUUUAAGAAGGCAGAACAGUUAAUUAAACAUGCAGUGUAUUUGGCACGGGAUCAUUUUGGAUCCAAACACCCAAAAUAUUCUGAUACACUGCUAGAUUAUGGGUUCUACUUACUCAAUGUAGAUAAUAUCUGUCAGUCUGUUGCAAUUUAUCAGGCAGCCCUUGACAUUCGGCAGUCAGUAUUUGGUGGCAAAAAUAUCCAUGUAGCAACAGCUCAUGAAGACUUGGCUUAUUCUUCUUAUGUUCACCAGUAUAGUUCUGGGAAAUUUGACAAUGCACUGUUUCAUGCAGAAAGAGCUAUUGGUAUUAUUACCCACAUCCUACCUGAAGAUCAUCUUCUUUUGGCUUCUUCAAAGAGGGUGAAAGCACUUAUUUUAGAGGAGAUUGCGAUUGACUGUCAUAAUAAAGAAACUGAACAAAGACUGCUUCAAGAAGCUCAUGAUUUGCACCUGUCUUCACUUCAACUAGCUAAAAAAGCUUUUGGGGAAUUUAAUGUACAGACUGCAAAACAUUAUGGGAACCUUGGAAGACUUUAUCAGUCAAUGAGAAAAUUUAAGGAAGCUGAAGAAAUGCACAUCAAAGCAAUUCAGAUUAAAGAGCAACUUCUUGGUCAAGAAGAUUAUGAAGUAGCCCUUUCAGUGGGACAUCUGGCUUCUUUAUAUAAUUAUGACAUGAAUCAGUAUGAAAAUGCUGAGAAACUUUAUUUGCGAUCUAUAGCAAUUGGGAAGAAACUUUUUGGUGAAGGCUAUAGUGGACUAGAAUAUGAUUACCGAGGUCUCAUUAAACUUUACAACUCCAUUGGAAAUUAUGAGAAAGUGUUCGAAUAUCACAAUGUUCUGUCUAACUGGAACCGGUUGCGAGAUCGACAGUAUUCAGUGACCGAUGCUCUUGAAGACGUCAACACCAGCCCCCAGUCGACUGAAGAAGUGGUGCAGUCCUUCCUGAUUUCUCAGAAUGUUGAGGGACCGAGCUGCUGAGGAAUAACCUCAGUUAACCAAUUUACCUUUUCCCAGAUUCCAGGGAAUUCAUACUGUGAAAUCAAAACCAUGUUGUUUUCUGGGGCUGGAAUUUGCAUUGAAACACUGGUCCAGUCCAUUGACCCUAUUUGGGUGAUCCCUAUCUUGCAGAGUGUCUGUAAGAAUAAGCAUAUAUUCAGUUAUAUUCAGCAUGUACCGCAUGUAUAAGUAGUCUGGCCCAUAUUUUCAACUUAGUAGAACAAACAACAGGAAACUUUUCUUUUUAAAAAAUAAUUCAUUUUGCAGAAAGCCUGAAAGAAAAAAAGAACCCCAAAAUAAAACUAUUUAAGAGUUUAAAAGAGUUGCAUUCUUAUUAUGUAAGGAUGAUUUUAACAACUUUUUAACAUAUAAUUCUUCCUUGUGAAGGUAUUCAAUACUGUACUAUAAAGAAAUUUUAUGGGGGAAUCUUUAUAUGCAGUAUAGUAAAGUUAACACAAGUACUAAUAGAAGAGGGACAUCCUGACUUAGGUUUGGCUACCUGACCCAGAGAAGUGAAUACAACCACUCCAGAGCUCUAUUACAAAGGAAGGACUGUCAGAUUCAUCUGUCCUGGACCACUGUUGAUUUGUAAGUAAUUGGAAACCUGAUAGACCAGCAGUUUUAACUCUUCGAUUUUUUUUUUUCUUUUGGUACAACAAUGCAAGAUACUCUGAUAGCAUUUGCUAACAGGACCACGAGGAUCUAAAAAGGACCAGCCUAAUGUAGAAAGGGUUAAGGGGUUAUUUGGACCAGAGGCUUUAGAUUAUUAUUUUAGCCCCUGCCUAUACUUUUAUCAGUAGAAUAAUUUCAUUUAGAUGUAUAAUAAAAAGUGAUAAUGCAAAAAUUAUAUUCAUGUAAUAAACACCAAACUAGGGAAAUUUGGCAAUUUCUUUUGUCGAGGUACACAGAUGGCAGUGCCAUAAGCAAGUCUAUAAAUAUCUGCUGCAGCCAUCCCUCUCAUUUUAAAAGUUACCCUAAUAAUCAAUGCAGUUAACAAGUAUGUUGGCUAAGAGUAAUGAAAUAGUUCUUGUCCGGAUGGGAAUUUUACUUUAGUUACUUUAUGGUUUAUGGGGAUUAAUGGAAAAAAAUGCCCCCAAAUAAGCAAGUCUUAGAAUAUUUCAUUUUUAUGAUAAAUAGUACAACUAGAUAAUUUUACUUGAAAUUCAAGUCAUAUGGAAAGAUUCCCUAAUGAUAUAUCUAUUUUACUAACUUGUCUUUCUGUUUAUUGGGUUUUGAUAUUUUUUUUAAGCCAGUCGGGUUAUUUAAUGGUGAGGUAAUAUUCAAAUUUGAGAAGUGUGACAUGUAGCAAUCCAAGAAAUAAAAAGAUCUUUUGCUGUUACCUCAGUUCUUAUUAUAGUGGCCUAUUUGGUGCCUCUAUAGUUAAGAAUCAGGGUUUUCCCCCUAUUUUCAGGGGUUCAUGACUUGGCUGUUAGAGAUGCUACUCCUGGCUAACGCUUGGAGCAGUCCAAUGGAUGAGUGGAUGUGUGUCGAAUUUUGGUUUUUUUUCAACAUGCACGUUGGGGUGAGGGGGAAAAAAUCUAAACACCAUAUUGAAUACAGAAAAAUUAAUUGGAGAUUCCAGAUAAAUUUGAUUUUGAACUUCCCAUAUAUAACCUUGUUUUCAACUGUUAUUUGCAGGCUUGUUGGUUAUGAGCCAGUGUUUUUAAGUUCCCAGGAGGGGAUUGACCGGGGGAGGUACCUAAACAGAUGAAGCAAGUCCAGAUCCUAAGAUAAUAACUAUGUGAUUUCAGAAUCUGAGUUUAUUCCUGAAAUCAAGUUAUUUUCAGUUUUGAAGAGUGCAUUGGCACACCUGCACCUCUCCCCUCCCAGUUAAUUACAAUCUAAUGUCAAGAGGCACUUCUUUAUUAAUUACCAAAUAGUCUGUGUGACCAAGGACUAACAUUUUUAAGUUACUCAGCUCUAUCCUCACAGGCCUAUGUAUUUAAUACCUCCAAAGACAUUUUCAGGAUAGACUUUGUAUACUUUUGUUGGUUAUUUAGAGUCCUGUGGUAUGUUUGUGGUAUAGGACUGUCAUGGUAAAUUGUUUUUCAAUAAAUAUUUUGAAACUUAUGUUUCUAUAUGAAGUUUUUUUUAAUCUAUAUUUUUUGGUUUUGUGCACAUGUAGUAUUUCCUAGGAUAAAAUCAAGCAAAUUACUUAAGGCCUCAUCCUCUCUAAUUCAGUUUGAACUUAGCUCACUCUCAGUGAUAAAGCAACAUGUUAUUUAGAAGCCUAGGAUCACAGGGUGAUAAUGUUAACUGGCAGCCAGUUUUUUCUUAAAAAAAAAAAUCAUUAUUAGUAGUUUCCCCUUAUUACCACUCCUUUAAUGUAGUUUUUGGAAAUCCAUGCCCUUUGAUUUCAUGCAAAUACUCUAGGUUAAGAGAAGAGAUUUCCAGUUUCUGUUAGCAGUAUAAUUUAAUAUGCUAUUAUUUCUGGUUCUAGUGAAGAAUAAUACCCUAAUAAUUUAAAGUGUAGGAUUUAUCCUUUUAAUAGGGAUGUUUAGGAUAAAUUAGGGAGGUAAAUGUCACCAUCAUUUCUAGAGUUUAAAAAAGUCUCAAAAAUUUACCUCACAAUAGGUAAUAGCUUCCACAAACUUUUCUCAUAUAGUGAGGUUGUGUGUAAGGAAGCCUACACUAACUUAAAGAUUCUUCUGGAAGUUCAGCAAAGUAAUGUUAAAUAAAGGGUCUUUGGUCUCGUCCUCCCUGGCUUCAUUUCUUCUCUCUUAUUCACUCUUUUCCUAAAGUUGGAUGCUACUCAGUUGAGUGCAUCAGGGAGCUCUAUAAUAUUUGUACCACACAGGUGGUCCGUCACUCCUGCAUUCAAUUUAAUGGAGCCAGUUGGGAUUUUAGACCAUAAUGUUUAUGGGUCGCCAAAGCUGACUGCUCAAAGCAUUAGGACCCUCAUUACCAUCAAAGCUCUGUCUCUGCUUAAGAACAAAUUUAAUAUUGCUUUGUGAUAACUCUUGUGUAGUAAUCCCAGUAUGCUUUCACUUGUGAAAAUAAAAGAUUUAACAAAGACUUUUGUUCCUAGGCUAUUUGGGAAGAGUUCAUAAUAUGGUGAAAAUUAAGUGCAAAGGCUGCAAUCUUAUAAAUAAUAAGAGUUGCCACUUGGCUGCUCCGUUUAGUGCAGACAGAACGCUAAACAAUAAACACGUAUCUAAAACAUGAUUGAAGCUUUGGCCAUACUUUUGAAAGAAUGGUUUGCUAAGUAGCAGGUAUAGUUAACUGCUAGUUGAUUUUUUUACCCCCCAGAAUGUGCAACCCUGCUACUUCCAAACUUCUUUUUCUGGAUGGCAAAGUCACUACUGGAAAAAUACUUAUAAGUGCAAACUUUUUUAAAAAGAGUUUUAGUUUUACUUUAAAAAUUGACAUAUUUUACCUCUUGGCUUUGGAAGACCUCAGAUCUUGCUAGGAAAUUCAUUUUUUAAAAACUGACAUUUGGAUUAAUCUAUAGCUUGAACACUAGUAGUUGUAUUGUCCACAAAUCUCAGGAAUGUUUUAGGCAGAAAACUGGUUUUACCCUGUUGGUGAUCUGAAGAAGUGUGCUUUAGGAUUUAUUAAAUAAUACUCUUCUUUACUCAAUCCUAGGUAUUGAUAGCAUGAGUGGCCUUAGUGAGUUUGUUGAAGUGUACAUUUUUUUCAAAAGUAAAAUUUAAGAUUAAAAAUAUAUGCUAUAUAUAGAUAUCUAGAAAACUUGGUUUGUGGUGCACAAGUUAAGUGUUGGAUCACUAAAUAACUUGCAGGUACAAUUUGUGUAACAUUACUCAUUUCUGUAUAUUCCUUUUAUGGGAAGAUAUGUUGCCAUGGUAACUAAAACUUUUCAAUUUAGUUCUACUUUUAUGAUGUGAAUGAAUGCUACAUUUUAUUAAAUAUUACCAGGUCAGUACUAUUUUUAUACUUUAUUAAGUAACGGGAUAUUAGUUUAAUAGACUCAAAAAGGUCUUAAUGAAACAAAAGCAAGUCACUAACAAUUCUUUACAUGAAAAUCCCUACUAAUAGUGCCACAGUAAUUUCUAUAGAAAUAUCUAAGGUUAUUGAUAGGUUUUUUAAAGACAAUUCUUCAUUGUGUCAGAAUGACCUUUUCUUAUCCUUAUCACAAACUUGUAGUGCCCACCAUUAUUUGUAAACCAUUAAACCAUACUAAGUAUGUUUGUAACCAACAUUGUGAUAUAUUCUGUACUUGUAUUGCUAAAAAUGAAUUAUUGACUUAAUAAAUAUAGUGUUCCUGCAUU